Messenger RNA from Aspergillus caelatus, 1911 nucleotides. RefSeq names its product queuosine 5'-phosphate N-glycosylase/hydrolase. The record is from RefSeq and is a predicted model, not a curated record. Lineage: Eukaryota; Fungi; Ascomycota; Eurotiomycetes; Eurotiales; Aspergillaceae. The coding region runs from base 325 to 1575 and encodes 416 amino acids. The transcript has 4 exons.
GGCCCUUAUUAACUUAACAAAACUUGACUCUAUUUUUGCCCAACCGAUCGUCCACCAAAGCAGCCGGACUUUUUGCCUGAUCGUCGCUUUUGGUUCAAAGCAGUACAAACGGUCGUGGGGAAUUCGGUGCGCUAGUACUGUCGGUCUUUGUUCCCUCCUUUUUUUUUUCUGUGUCAAUUAUAUCUGGUCUCCUGCUUUUUCCCUCCUUGAUCUCUUUGUCUGUUUUUCUUUGACUAUUACCCCUCUUAAAAGUAAAAUUUGGGUUUUCUUGGAUAGUAUUCCCUGUUUAUAUCAAGAACCGGGACACAAGGGCACGGCACCACCAUGUCGGACGACGAAGCAGAUCCCGAAUUGCUCGCUCUUUUACGCAAGUCGCUUGGGCUAGGGGGAGGGGCAGCAAACCCAGGUGCAGCAGAGACUAAAGUUUUGGAAAAUGCGCAGUACGUUUUCGACAAUGCUAUUGAUGUCGCAUUGAACUCUUCCAAGACCAAAGAAGCUGCCGAGACCAUCUGGCGCUUGAUGCAGAAAAAGGAAUAUUCCACGCAGACAUGGUCGGAGCAUGAAUUACAUCCCAAGACCAAGGAUGAAAGUACCGUGGAUUUUAUUUUCGCCAUGGAUUUGCUGAAUUUCAGUUUCUGGUCGGAGCACCCGGAGGAGACACGCUUCGCUAUCGAAUAUCGCGGCAAGAAGUGGACUGGGUACUGGAGCUUGGUGGCUGCGUUGCAGAGGGCUUUGGAUGAGGAGAUCCCCAUUACGAGCCCCUACUUCUGGGUGAAUGAGGACGAAUGUUCUGAGUCUAUGCUCAAGCAUGUAUUUCGAUCGGUAACUGAUGAGGAGAUUCCUCUCCUGCAAGAGCGUCUUCAGUGCCUGCGACAAGCAGGCCGAGUCUUGUGUGAGGACUUUGACGGUAGUUUUGUCAACUGUAUCUAUAACGCCAACUACUCAGCGGCGUCCCUCGUGAACCUCAUGGCUGAGAGUUUCCCCUGUUUCCGGGAUGAAACCAGCUUUCAGGGACGGAGGGUCCGGCUCUAUAAACGCGCACAAAUCUUAGUCGCAGACCUGUGGGCCUGCUUCAAUGGCGAGGGCCUUGGCGAAUUCCAUGAUAUUGACAAAAUCACAAUGUUUGCAGACUACCGAAUUCCUCAGAUACUAAACCAACUCGGUUGUCUUAUGUACUCUCCACCUCUGGAAAGUCAUAUUCGUGACCUUAAACCGAUCCCCAGUGGCUCUACUUGGGAGGUCGAACUGCGCGCAACCAGCAUCUGGUGCGUCGAAUUGAUUAGACGAGAGAUUGAGAAGAACCAUCCAGACGCGAAACCUAAAAUAAAACCUACACAAUCUAACGGACAUGCGGCCAGUGUGGACCGCCGCCAAAGCCUCACCACAUCGGCACUAGACGAACAGAGAAAGUGCACCACACAAAAACACAUUACACAGACCAGCUCUGCUAAGCCCGCAUCGUCGGGCGUCAAUGCAAUCUUGAUAGAUUUCUUCCUGUAUGACACUAUGAAAGAGUUGGAAAGAGACGGAAAGGAACAGCUUCCCCAUCAUCGCACAAGGAGUAUUUGGUAUUAAGAAUUAGAAACACUUUGCUUUACCUGUUGAUUAUUGGUCAAUAUACCCUUGGCUAUUACUGUUAGGGGAUUGGGUUCUCCGGUGCUUUUCUUUCUUUCUUUGCUGUUUGGGGAUUUGGAUAGACAUUGAUACCAUUUCUUUGCUUUUCUGCGCUGGUAGCAGCGAUGUCUUUUUGGAUGGCCAUUUAGAGCCCAUGACCCACGACCCACGACAUAGACUCCCUUAUAACAAUGUUAUCUGACCCUCAGGAGACCGGUCGUUAGCCCGAACUCUGCUAACUGUCCAGCCUUUUGUUCACACCUUUUAAAAUCUUUCGGAGAUAUAACUGGAAGCACU